Molecule: messenger RNA, 1296 nt
Organism: Eimeria necatrix
Lineage: Eukaryota; Apicomplexa; Conoidasida; Eucoccidiorida; Eimeriidae
Exons: 2
Coding region: 1-1296 (431 amino acids)
Biological process (GO): proteasome-mediated ubiquitin-dependent protein catabolic process; multicellular organism development
Cellular component (GO): cytoplasm
Molecular function (GO): ubiquitin protein ligase activity; ubiquitin conjugating enzyme binding
Source: RefSeq, a predicted model, not a curated record
AUGGCUGCGGAAAAGAGGGAGUGCUGCAGCAGCAGCAGCAGCAGCAGCAGCAGCGAGCUCGAGGCGCCUGCCUUGCCCUGCGCCUCAGGUGUCUAUACACCCCACCCAGCGCAUGCGCCGGCGCACCUGCACUGGGAUCCGCUGGCCCUCUCCGACUCCUGCCCUCCUGCGGCUGCAGCAACAACAGCAGCAGCAGCAGCAGCUGCUGCUGCUGCUGCAGUCGGCGCUGCUGCUGGUUCUUGCAGCAUCAGCGCCUCUUCCCUGUACUCAGAUGUGCGGCUAGCCGAAGCAGCAGCAGCAGCAGCAGCAGACGCAGCGCUGGCGGUGUCUUAUUCGGUUCCGGACGGGGGCGGCAGGCGUUUCGAUUCUCCCGCUGCAGCAGCAGCAGCAGCAGCAGCUGCUGCUGCUGCUGCUGCAGCAGGAGCGGCUGCUGCGGACGGGGGAGGCGCCGGCGUGUCAGGGCCGUACUUCUCAGUCAGCAGCGAAGCAGCAGCAGUGCAGCAAGAAGUCGUGCUGCUGCCCUCCGCAGCAAGCGACCCAACACCAGCAGCAGCAGCAGCAGCAGCAGCAGCAGCAGCAGCAGCGGACUCGUCGGAGCCCUCUGCAGAGUCACUCGUGCCCGUGCCCAAGGGCGCCUCUCCCUCCGCCCCCACCAGCAGCAGCAGCAGCAGCAGCAGCAGCAGCAGCAGCAGCAGCAGCAGCAGCAGCAGCAGCAGCAGCAGCAGCAGGAUGGAGCGUUUGUUGGAGUUGCUGGAGUGUGGGGUUUGUCUGGAGCGGAUGCUGCCGCCGAUCUUCCAGUGCAAAGAAGGCCACACGUUUUGCUGCUGCUGCCAGCAGCAGCUGCUGCGCUGCCCCUGCUGCCGCAGCACGGGGCUGGCCAUCCGCUGCAGGGCUUUGGAGCUGCUGGCGGAGAGUUUUGUCUCGACUGCUGCUUCGCAGCGCCGCCGCAGCAGCUCGUGCCACCGCAAAGCCCCACCACCAGCAGCAGCAGCAGCAGCAGCAGCAGCAGCAGCAGCAGCAGCAGCAGCAGCAGCAGGGUUUUAUGCUGCUGUUGCUGCGCUGCACCCGCAGCACCACUGCGGCCGCUACCGCCUGCAGGCGCGCGGCGGCCGCCGCGCCUUCGCCUUCGAAGGGCCCAUUUGGUCUUCGCGGCGGGGCUUCAAAGAGCUCGAAAGAGUCAAGGACUGCUUAAUACUGCCCGAAAAUAUAGCGUUAUUUCUAUCAGGAGCUAGGGGAAGUGAGCUCGAUUUGAAGGCCUUGGAUCUCUCUUUUACUGGAGAGAUCUUUGAGGAUUAA